CACGGACACGAAUCGACCGAAUCUACGGAACCCACCACCCCCGGAGGCCGGAUCCCGGGCGGGGUGCGCGUGCGUGGGAGAGACGGCGGCUGCGCGCGCUGAGGGCGCGGGGUUGCUUGUGUGUGUGCUUGUGUGUGUGUGAGGAGCGGCGGCGGCGGCGGCGUCGCGGCUAAGGUGGGGAAGGGGCGGCCUGCGUGAGGGGCACCGGCCCAUGGCCCCGAGGGGCCAGGGGCCCCAAACCCUUCCCCUCUCGAAACGAGCCCCAGAAGAUGUCGGCUUAGUCCAGAGCGGCCGCCGCCCCCGCGCCGUUGCCUCCUCCGGGACUCCUCGCUGCCCAGUCCCUCUGUUGCCGGGGGGCUCGCCCUAACUCCGAGUCGUGGAUAGUGGCGGCCUCCGCUGGGCCGGGACCUGAAGGCGGCAGAGCCGAGGCCACCCCACGCGCGGUGCCCUGAGCUAGCGAGGGCGUGCGGGCAUCAUGUCGGCCAAGGUGCGGCUGAAGAAGCUGGAGCAGCUGCUCCUGGACGGGCCGUGGCGCAACGAGAGCUCGUUGAGUGUGGAGGCCCUGCUGGACGUGCUCAUCUGCCUCUACACCGAGUGCAGCCAGUCGGCCCUGCGCAGGGACAAGUAUGUGGCCGAGUUCCUCGAGUGGGCAAAGCCAUUCACACAACUGGUGAAGGAAAUGCAGCUUCAUCGAGAUGACUUUGAAAUAAUUAAAGUAAUUGGAAGAGGUGCAUUUGGUGAGGUUGCUGUGGUUAAAAUGAAAAACACUGAACGCAUUUAUGCAAUGAAGAUUCUUAAUAAGUGGGAAAUGCUAAAAAGAGCAGAGACAGCCUGUUUUAGAGAAGAGAGAGAUGUGUUGGUGAACGGUGAUUGUCAGUGGAUCACAACCUUACAUUAUGCCUUUCAAGAUGAAAACUACUUGUACUUGGUAAUGGACUAUUAUGUUGGUGGUGAUUUACUGACACUCCUCAGUAAGUUUGAAGACAAACUUCCUGAAGAUAUGGCAAGAUUUUACAUCGGUGAAAUGGUGCUGGCCAUACACUCCAUUCAUCAGCUGCAUUAUGUACACAGAGAUAUUAAACCUGACAAUAUUCUCUUGGAUAUGAAUGGUCACAUUCGCUUGGCAGACUUUGGAUCAUGUUUGAAGAUGAAUGACGAUGGAACUGUCCAAUCUUCUGUGGCAGUGGGCACACCUGACUACAUUUCACCUGAGAUUCUACAAGCAAUGGAGGAUGGAAUGGGAAAAUAUGGUCCAGAAUGUGAUUGGUGGUCUCUAGGUGUUUGCAUGUAUGAAAUGCUAUAUGGUGAAACACCUUUUUAUGCAGAAUCAUUGGUGGAAACUUAUGGAAAGAUCAUGAAUCAUGAAGAGCGAUUUCAGUUUCCUUCUCAUGUCACAGAUGUAUCUGAAGAGGCAAAAGACCUCAUUCAAAGACUCAUCUGUAGUAGAGAACGCCGACUAGGGCAGAAUGGAAUAGAAGAUUUCAAAAGGCAUGCAUUUUUUGAAGGAAUAAAUUGGGAAGACAUACGGAAUCUAGAAGCACCUUAUAUUCCAGAUGUUAGCAGUCCUUCCGAUACAUCAAAUUUUGAUGUAGAUGAUGAUGUGUUAAGAAAUCCGGAAAUAGUACCUCCUGGUUCUCAUACUGGCUUUUCUGGAUUACAUUUGCCAUUCAUUGGUUUUACAUUUACAACUGAAAGCUGUUUUUCUGAUCGAGGUUCUCUAAAAAGUGUAAUGCAAACUAAUGCUAUCACCAAAGAUGAGGAUGUGCAACGGGAUCUAGAGAACAGCUUGCAAAUUGAAGCAUAUGAAAGAAGAAUACGAAGGUUAGAACAAGAAAAGCUGGAAUUGAGCAGAAAAUUACAAGAAUCCACACAAACUGUACAGUCCUUUCAUAGUUCAGCUCGCUCUACAGGAAACUCAAACAGAGAUAAAGAAAUCAAAAAGUUAAAUGAGGAAAUUGAACGGCUAAAGAAUAAAAUAUCAGAUUCAAAUAGGCUAGAGCGACGACUUGAGGAUGCAGUGACACUUCGCCAGGAGCAUGAAGAUUCCACUCACAGACUGAAGGCCUUAGAAAAGCAAUUGCGUGUACUACGGCAAGAAAAGGAGGAUAUGCAAAAGCAAUUGGUUGAAGCUUCAGAAAGAUUAAAAUCUCAGACCAAAGAACUUAAAGAUGCCCAUCAACAGAGAAAGUUGGCUAUGCAGGAGUUUUCAGAGCUUAAUGAGCGGAUGGCAGAUCUUCGGUCACAAAAACAGAAGAUAUCUCGACAGCUUCGUGACAAAGAAGAAGAGGUGGAAGUAAUCAUGCAGAAAAUUGAUUCAAUGAGACAAGAAAUCCGUAAAUCUGAGAAGUCCAGAAAGGAGCUGGAAUCUCGGCUUGAAGAUGCAAUUGCAGAAGCAUCAAAAGAACGCAAGCUUCGUGAACACAGUGAGAGUUUCUCUAAGCAAGUGGAAGGUGAACUGGAGGCACUUAAGAUAAAGCAAGGAGUCCGUGGAUCAAGUGUUACUUUAGAACAUCAGCAGGAAAUUUCUAAAAUAAAAUCUGAACUUGAGAAGAAAGUUUUGUUUUAUGAAGAGGAACUGGUCAGACGAGAGGCCUCCCAUGUCCUAGAAGUAAAAAAUGUGAAAAAGGAAGUGCACGAUUCAGAAAGUCAUCAGUUAGCACUACAGAAAGAGAUUUUGAUGUUAAAAGAUAAAUUGGAAAAGUCAAAACGGGAAAGACAUAAUGAGAUGGAAGAAGCAGUAGGAACAGUAAAGGAUAAAUAUGAGCGAGAAAGAGCAAUGCUGUUUGAAGAGAACAAGAAAUUAACAACUGAAACAGAAAGGCUUUGUGCAUUUGUGGAUAAACUAACAGCUCAAAACAGGCAACUAGAAGAUGAACUUCAAGAUUUGGCAGCUAAGAAGGAUUCAGUUGCUCAUUGGGAAGCUCAGAUUGCAGAAAUUAUUCAGUGGGUAAGUGAUGAAAAGGAUGCUCGGGGAUAUCUUCAAGCUUUAGCAUCCAAGAUGACAGAGGAACUCGAAUCAUUGAGAAGCUCUAGUUUAGGAUCAAGGACCCUGGAUCCACUUUGGAAAGUACGUCGUAGUCAAAAAUUAGAUAUGUCUGCCCGGCUGGAGUUGCAAUCUGCCCUUGAUGCAGAGAUACGUGCCAAACAGCUCAUUCAGGAAGAGUUAAGGAAAGUCAAAGAAACAAAUCUAGCCUUUGAAAGUAAACUAAAGGAAUCUGAAGCAAAAAAUAGAGAAUUAUUAGAAGAAAUGGAGAAUUUGAGGAAAAAAAUGGAAGAGAAAUUUAAGGCAGAUACAGGCCUCAAACUUCCGGAUUUUCAAGAAUCAAUUUUUGAGUAUUUUAACACUUCACCUCUUGCUCAUGAUCUGACAUUUAGAAGUAGCUCAACUAAUGAUCAAGAAACACAAAUUCCCAAACCAGAAGUUUCACCAUCCACUUCAGUUUCCAUAAACACAGAACAACAAGAAGAAACAACUCGUUCUCAACAGAGGGGACCAGCUGUUUCUUCUCCCACCAUCCAGUCUCUUUCUCUAGCUGUACCAAAGCCUAAAGCUCACCAAUUCAGUGUCAAAUCCUUUUCAAGUCCUACGCAAUGUAGCCACUGCACUUCACUUAUGGUUGGAUUAAUUCGACAAGGUUAUGCUUGUGAGGUGUGUUCCUUCUCAUGCCAUGUUUCAUGCAAAGACAGUGCUCCUCAGGUUUGUCCAAUUCCUCCUGAGCAAUCAAAAAGGCCUCUUGGAGUAGAUGUACAGAGGGGGAUUGGAACUGCAUACAAAGGCUACGUCAAGAUUCCCAAACCUACAGGGGUGAAGAAAGGAUGGCAGAGAGCAUAUGCAAUUGUCUGUGACUGUAAACUUUUUUUAUAUGAUUUGCCUGAAGGAAAAUCCACCCAGCCUGGUGUUGUUGCAAGUCAAGUCUUAGAUCUUAGAGAUGAAGAGUUUUCUGUGAGCUGUGUCUUAGCAUCGGAUGUUAUACAUGCUACCCGCCGAGAUAUUCCUUGUAUAUUUAGGGUGACAGCUUCUCUCUUAGGCACACCUGCUAAGACCAGUUCACUGCUAAUUCUAACAGAGAAUGAAAAUGAGAAGAAGAAAUGGGUUGGGAUCCUAGAAGGACUACAGUCUAUUCUGCAUAAAAAUAGACUUAAAAAUCAAGUUGUACAUAUUCCACAGGAAGCCUAUGACAGCACUCUGCCUCUUAUUAAAACCAUCUUAACAGCUGCAAUAGUAGAUCGGGAUAGGAUAGCCAUUGGUUUAGAAGAAGGAUUGUAUGUAAUAGAGUUAACUCGUGAUGUGAUUGUUCGAGCUGCUGAUUGUAAGAAGGUGUACCAGAUUGAACUUGCUCCCAAAGAGAAAAUCAUCACCCUCAUCUGUGGCAGGAAUCAUCAUGUUCAUCUAUAUCCCUGGUCCUGUCUUGAUGGUUCAGAAGGCAAUUUUGAUAUCAAACUUCCAGAAACUAAAGGCUGCCAGCUUAUAGUAGUUGCCACAAUAAAGAAAAGCUCUUCAACUUGUUUGUUUGUGGCUGUGAAACGACUGAUUCUUUGUUAUGAAAUUCAAAGAACUAAACCUUUCCACAAAAAAUUCAAUGAAAUUGUGGCUCCAGGAAAUGUACAGUGGAUGACAGUGUUCAAGGACAGGCUCUGUGUUGGCUACCCUUCUGGGUUCUCUCUGUUGAGCAUCCAGGGAGAUGGACAAUCUCUAAACCUGGUAAAUCCUAAUGAUCCCUCGCUUAUGUUCCUCUCACAGCAGUCUUUUGAUGCCCUUUGUGCUGUGGAACUCAGUAAUGAGGAAUACCUGCUUUGCUUCAGCCAUAUGGGAAUAUACGUGGAUUCACAAGGUCGGAGGUCACGCAUGCAGGAGUUAAUGUGGCCUGCAACUCCUGUUGCCUGUAGUUGUAACUCUUCUUACAUCACAGUAUAUAGUGAAUAUGGAGUUGAUGUUUUUGAUGUUCAUACUAUGGAAUGGGUCCAGACUAUUGGCCUGAGGAAGAUCAGACCCCUUAACAUGGAAGGAACACUCAAUCUCCUUAACUGGGAACCUCCACGGUUAAUAUACUUCAAGAACAAGUUUUCAGGAGCUGUACUCAGUGUGCCAGAAACUUCUGAUAACAGCAAAAAACAAAUGCUUCGGACCAGAAGUAAAAAGCGAUUUGUCUUUAAGGUUCCUGAAGAAGAGAGAUUACAGCAGAGACGAGAGAUGCUCAGAGACCCAGAAUUGAGAUCAAAGAUGAUAUCAAACCCAACUAACUUCAACCAUGUUGCUCAUAUGGGUCCAGGAGAUGGAAUGCAAGUGCUCAUGGAUCUCCCUCUGAGUGUAUUGCCUUCCUCACAAGAAGAAAAAGUUGUCCCAUCCCCAGCCAACCUCUCCCGGCAACCACAAUCAAGAAGUAAGACCUACGUUUCAUGGCCCUCUUCAGGUGGAGGUGAACUGGGAGUGACCAUGCCUCUAAGAAGUAUGUCUGAUCCUGACCAGGAUUUUGACAAAGAGCCGGAUUCUGAUUCCACCAAACACUCUACUCCAUCGAACAGCUCUAAUCCAAGUGGCCCCCCCAGCCCCAAUUCUCCACACAGAAAUCAGCUUACACUAGAUGGACUAGAUCAAUCAACCUGUGAUGCCUAACACUCCAGCCUCCAGUGUUUCAGCUUCACAUUCCCAGCACUGCAACGAGUAUUCAGAAACAAAUGGAGCAAGUAUCACAUGAGUGCCAAGACUGAUAAUCUCUAGUGUUGCACAAGAAAAUAAAUAUCCAAUUGUAGAUAAGAAAAUGAAAACAAAUUAUUAUUACAAUAAUCACUUUUUUUUUUUUUUUUUUGCAACAUUGGGCAGUUGCGAUAGUUAAGAUGUAUUCAUUUCUGCACAGCUGUGAUAUAAAUCUGUUACUUAUAAGCAUUAAAAAAAAAAAGAAAAAAAAAUCUCUUCUGCCAAGUAAGAAAUAGAGGGGAAAAUACUGGUAGUGUGGAUGCUAAACAGUAUUGACAAUAUUAUUUUUCUAUAGAAUGAUGUAAUGUCUCAUUAGCCGGAAAUCCUUUUAGACAAAAUAUGGACCUUUGCAUAGGAAAUACACACAAAGGGCCUGUUACAUCCUCAGAUAAAUAUACUUUUCCCUUUUUCCUGUAACUCUUUCCUAAAACUUUAGGAAAAUAAUAGGAAACUGUACAUUGUUCCCAGCAUCACUAGAAUUAUGAAGUCAAAAGAAAGCUGAGGUUUAUUUGUGGCCUUUCAACUCAUUUAGCCAUUAUAUAUUCAGCUGCAGAAAAAUUUUACCAACUCUUUAAUGAAGUAUAUAGGACUGUUCCCAUAACAUCUUCCCCCUUCCCCUUUUUACCCUGCUUACUUAUUUUUUUAUUCCAUUCUCAAUUAUGGCACUGAUCAGGACUUUUAAGACAUCAGAAAUACUGUUGUGAAAGUUUUAUCUUUUUUUUUUUUUUUUUUUUUUUUUUUUUUGGAGUAGCGUUCUCUCACACACACGUUUGUGAAUAUGUAUUUAUGAACACCCAGUGGGAAAUCUGUCGUCUUGGUUCUUUACAAUGGUUAAAUGAAGCAAUUUAAAAAUGAGAGAGCAACUUCUCAUUCAUCAUCUUUCACCUGCAUGGAGACUCCAUGAUUACUAAACAAGUAUUGAUCAUGUAGAAAAAAAACGCACAGCACACUCCUAAAGACUUCCUAUGGCCCAUGUGCAGUUGGUGGUGUUUUGUGUGGCUAUUUAAUCUCACACUUCCAUAUAUAUAUUCUCCAUUUAGCAAUCAUAUUUGUGCCCCAUCUCAUUGAAAGCUUGUAAUUAAUCUCAUGACUGGCAUGUCCAGUUUUUCAUUGACCCAUUAGUGUGCCUUUUACCCCCACUAUGACAGUUGGAUGUCACUUACUGAAGAUUUGGUUUUUAUGGGCUAAUAAUGCAACACCAGUGGUUCCCCCACCCCCUCACCCCCAAACAUUGUUUAUGAUGUGCACUUGUUUUUAGUUGAAAUUGAGUGUUCUAGUCCACUUUUAGUCCUGUAACAUUGUGUCCGACAAACAGUACUGGCUGUUUCCUCAGAUUCUCCAUAAAGAGGCUCCUUUGGAGCUGACACUACUGCUUUGGGGGUGGGUGGGUGGAAUCUGGUUUUUACUUUUUUAAUGUAAGUCUGAGUCUUUGUAAUUAUUGAACUGUGAGAACAUUUUUGAACAAUUUACUUGUCAAUAAAGCAGAAGAGGAAGGUUUUAAAGUUCA
Messenger RNA from Sarcophilus harrisii (Tasmanian devil), 7202 nucleotides. RefSeq names its product CDC42 binding protein kinase beta (gene CDC42BPB). Gene Ontology annotation, cellular component: cytoskeleton; cytoplasm. The transcript has 37 exons. The record is from RefSeq and is a predicted model, not a curated record. NCBI's taxonomy places the organism in Eukaryota, Metazoa, Chordata, Mammalia, Dasyuromorphia, Dasyuridae. Gene Ontology annotation, molecular function: ATP binding; protein serine/threonine kinase activity. Gene Ontology annotation, biological process: peptidyl-threonine phosphorylation; actomyosin structure organization. Bases 476 to 5614 code for a protein of 1712 amino acids.